AUGACACUUUCGAAAGGAAGACUCACUGCUACCUUGAAGUGCACCGGCCAGAACAUCAAUUUCGUGCCUGACAAUCUCAAAAGCGUCUGUGCACAGAAAGCAGAUCUGAAUGCCUGCAAAGAAGCCAAGAAGACCGAUUCCGACGAAAAUCAGGUCCCACUGCAACUAGUGCUCCCCUCCAACACCAAGUUGAAGUGGAAUAGGAAAAACUUGAAUUCGAACGGUGGUGAGGUGCGUACACUUCAGCCCAAUGCAUCACAACUGCCUUUGGAAGAUACCUCCUUCUUCGUCGGCUGCCAGAAAGACAACCACGCGUCAAAAUGCAAACUCGACAUAACUGUGCAAGCACGGGCAUCCUCCGUGGAAAGCAACGUUGCCAAGUGUGCAUACGGUCAACACAGCAAUCCUCAACCGCUUCUGGUCGAACUCACACCGCAAAACAACACCCUCACUCUCGAGUGUGGAAAAGAUCACCCCAUCGAACCCACCAAUCAUACCACCUACUACUGUGAAGAUGAGAAGAUGAAGGCCUGCACGAAGACUUUCAAGGACAUUCUGCCCAACUUCGACGCCUCGUGGUGGUCGAAGACUGACGAGACCAACAACCACGUCAAGCUGGAAAUCCCUCCGACGGAGUUUCCGAGUGCCGACCAGCAGUUUUACAUUGGCUGCUCCCCUAACCCAGGCGAAUCAGUUGAAGCCAAAGCUGUUUUGGCUGCCUCAAAAACCUUGGGGUUCCCAGCAGUCUAA
Molecule: messenger RNA, 750 nt
Organism: Besnoitia besnoiti
Lineage: Eukaryota; Apicomplexa; Conoidasida; Eucoccidiorida; Sarcocystidae
Product: SAG-related sequence
Exons: 1
Coding region: 1-750 (249 amino acids)
Cellular component (GO): membrane
Source: RefSeq, a predicted model, not a curated record